Trichomonas vaginalis G3 is the source of this 1410-nucleotide messenger RNA. RefSeq names its product armadillo (ARM) repeat-containing protein family. Lineage: Eukaryota; Parabasalia; Trichomonadida; Trichomonadidae. The record is from RefSeq and is a predicted model, not a curated record. The transcript has a single exon. Bases 1 to 1410 code for a protein of 469 amino acids.
AUGGAUAAUGAAUAUAAAGAUAGCAUUGAUGAUCAAGCUCAAGAUCAAAAUUCCCAUGAAGAAAUCCAUAGAACUUUAGAAGAUACUUCUAAGGCACCCAAUUCCAUUGAAGACACAGAUGAAAUAUUGGAAACAUUAUUAAAUUUUCUCCAAUCACGUAAGUUUGGAGAACAAUCAGAUAUCAUAUUUCAAAUUUGUGAAAAUAUAAUAGAAAAUCCACAAAAAUAUGAAAAAAGACUUCAAGAAUAUGGAGUUAUUGAGAAUUUUCCAAAUGCGAGUCAAAUUGUAGAUCUUAGCAUAGCUGAUCAGUGUCACAUAAUUUUAUUAUCGUCAUGCAUUGCUGAAAUCAGUCCAAAAUAUUCAGAACAUUUUUGUGAAUUAGAAUAUUUUGAUUUAUGCCUUAAUUUUCUGAAUUUACAAUCAUUAAAUUUAGUUGAGUUAUCUAUAAGAUUUAUAUCUGCAGUAUUGUUGCACUGCUAUAUCGAGUUUGACGUCGAAACUUUUCUUGAAACAAUUUAUUCUAUAUUAAGAAUAGGAAAGUAUACGAAGCAAUGGUGUUGUCGUGCUCUAUAUGGCCUGAUUCUUCAUUAUGAUUUCUCAAGUUUUUUGAAAACUAUUAUUGAUAUCGCAGAAACUAUAAGGAACACAGCAGAUGAUACAGAUACGGGGCUAUCAGAUAAUUGGAUUGCUCAGCUUUGCACAGUUCUUUUGAAAAAGAACAAAAAUUAUUUAAGAAUUCUUGAAUGGGGACAGCUUCUUGGCGGAUUAGUUGAAACACUUGAACAGCAAUACAUAUUAGAUGAGUUUACGCCAUUAGAAGAAUCAUUUCAGCUCCAUUUUUUUAGAUUCUUUUUGGAAAUCACGAAAUCUACUGAUCCAAACCACGCAGCAAGGAUUAUUGAAAUGGUUAAACCAGAGUUUAUGGCAAAGGUUAUACAAAACUCUGCAUAUGAAGUUACAGAAAUAGUUCUACAAAUUCUUGUUUUUAUUUAUGAAGAAAAAAGUUCAGUUUCAAUAAUAAAUUGUAUUUCAACACCACAUAAUUUACAAGAGGUUGUUUCAAGUUGCUUUUCAGCAACAUUCCAUUCAAGAGUUGCCGCUGUUAGAUUAAUACAUGCAGCUCUUGAAUUAAAUUGUUCUGAUGGACUUGUAAAUAUGCUUAUAUCAAUUGGCUACUUCGAAAAAGUAGUUGAUAUUUAUCAAGAUGUUCCAUCAAAGAAAUAUAUAUUAUCUACAAUUCUUAUAUUCAUGAAAAUUAUUGGAAAUCAAGCUAUCGAAUACUUCUUAAACUCUGAAAUAUCUAAUGAUAUAGAGAAUGAAGAUAUAGAUGAUGAUAGCGAUGAAUACGAAAUCGUUGUUCAAUUAGUGGAAGAAAUAUCAAAUAUUGUUAAUAGUUAUAAAAAUACUUAA